GUCAGAAGGGAAUGGAAGGUUGGUAAUGUUAUGCUUGUGUUUGAAAGCUGCACGGAACCGGUUUUAAUUUGUAUUUUAUGAAAUUUUAAGAAAAAGGAUCCCCGCCAUUGUUCGUAUGAAAAGACUUGCUUGUUGAUGGAAAUUUCUCUGAAACCCCGGUUAGAAGUUGAGAAGAUGAGCGCCAUGAAUAGAGCCAUUUAACACUGAGAAAUUAACACUCCUGCACUCCGCCCCGCAUUGUCCACAGUUUGAAGUUCAGCAUCCAUAUCUGAGGAAGGAAAAGACAGAAGCCGUUUGAGAAAGCUGGAGUAUUAACAACGCGCCCAGGUCUUUUCUUUACCCUCCUGUAAAAUCGAUCUGCUUUAUAAAAAAUAAUUUAAUUAUCGAAACCCGCAGUCCUUCUUAUGCUUGUGCUAGCCAUGGGGACUGCUCAGUUUGGUACACUGCUCCUUUUCUUCACUAACUGGCUGCUCAGUGUUCACGCCGCUUCGGGAGAGUACUGCCACGGCUGGUCUGACAGUAACGGGAGCUGGCACUCGGGGUUCCAAUGUCCCGAGAGAUACGAUAGCCAGGAAGCCACUUUAUGUUGCGGAUCGUGUGGCCUCAGGUAUUGUUGCUCCCUGCGAGAUAAUCGACUGGACCAGGGCGUCUGCACCAAUGAUAACAAUGUGCACCAGGAGCCAAACUCAUACAGCAGGUCAACAUCAGUUCCUAUGUAUUUACCAUUCCUCAUCGUUGGUUCCAUAUUUGUAGCUUUCAUCAUAGUUGGUUCAUUCAUUGCGGUUUGCUGCUGCAGAUGUUUGAAACCCAAGCCACAGGAGAACCAGCAGGAUGCCCCCACCCAGAGUCGUUUGCUGGAGUCCAUUCCUUCAACUGGUAUCAGAACCCCUUCCCGCCAUUCUACCUCCAGCUCCACAACAACUUCCACAAGGAGCUCCAUGGGACGGCAGAACAACAUCUGUUCCAUGGGAACAGAUGGUAUCAACCUCUAUAUGAACAUGCCUACAAAUUUCUCUGUCAUGGGCUGCCACCAAACUCAACAAUUCUUACCUUCACAAUCCGCAGGAAAUCCUUUUCUACCAGCACAAUACCUUAGCUAUGGUCUUCCACCAGAUCAUACACUCAUAAUGGCUCCUGCAUAUGUGGACAGACCAGGAUAUGGACAACAAUCUAAUAAUCCUUAUUCACAUGGAACAUUAAAUAGUGACCAGCUGAUGUACCCUGCAGUCACUCUUUAAGAUUUUUUUCAUAUGUAAGAAAGCAGAUACAUAUUUAAUGGCACCUCUGACAAUAAUGCAAGAGAAAUUGCAAUAUUUAGUCAAAUUGUGUAAUAAUUUAAAACUGGCAAUGUAAUAUUUCUUCUUUUGACUCCCAGUACUGCAUUACUUUUAGAGCUAAGAAUGUAAGAAAUAGAAUCAGUAGGCAUUUGGCCCUGGCAUUAAUGGCAUCAUGGUUGACCUCCUACCUCAACUCGACCUGCCCUUAACUUCAUUAAUGUCUUUGAUUAAUCUUUGUGUUGAAUGUACUCAACAAUAUGAAUAGGAAAGGUUUGGAGGAACAGGAGCCAGGAGCAGGCACCUAGGACUAGUUUAGUUUGGGAUAAUAUUCGAUGUGGUUUGGUUGGACCGAAGGGUCUGUUUCCAUGCUGUAUGACUCAAUGACUAAUUGAGGAAUCCAAUGUGCUCAGGUAGAGACUUCCAAUGAUUCACAACCAUCUGAGUGAAGAAAUCUCUUUUUUUUUAAAUUUCAUUUGUAAAUAUCUGACUGUUUCUACUGAAACAGUGGUCCUGUGCAUAUUUCAGUUUUGAGGUUGGUUAGCUUGCCGAGCUGGUUUGGUGUUCCGCAGACAUUUUGUUACCGUGCUUGGUAAAAUCC
This is a messenger RNA of Stegostoma tigrinum, 1875 nucleotides long. It is a transcript of the gene shisa2a, whose product is annotated as shisa family member 2a. Bases 405 to 1238 code for a protein of 277 amino acids. The transcript has 2 exons. The record is from RefSeq and is a predicted model, not a curated record. NCBI's taxonomy places the organism in Eukaryota, Metazoa, Chordata, Chondrichthyes, Orectolobiformes, Stegostomatidae.